Nicotiana tabacum (common tobacco) is the source of this 588-nucleotide messenger RNA. RefSeq names its product defensin J1-2. Gene Ontology annotation, biological process: defense response. NCBI's taxonomy places the organism in Eukaryota, Viridiplantae, Streptophyta, Magnoliopsida, Solanales, Solanaceae. The record is from RefSeq and is a predicted model, not a curated record.
UAUUUAGUAGUGGUCUCUUCACUCACCACAGAAAAGAAACAAAGUAUUUUAAGAAGAAGAAAAAAAGAUGGCUGGCUUUCCCAAAGUGCUUGCAAUUGUUUUCCUUAUGCUGAUGCUGGUUUUUGCUAAUGAGAUGGGACCAAUGGUGGCUGAGGCGAGGACCUGCGAGUCGCAGAGUCACCGAUUCAAGGGGCUGUGCAUUAGUAAGAGCAACUGUGCGUCAGUUUGCCAUACUGAGGGCUUUAACGGUGGCCAUUGCCGUGGAUUCCGUCGCCGUUGCUUCUGCACCAGACAUUGUUAAUUUACUCUUAUUUGUAUGCUGUGUAAUAUGAACGUGUUCUCGUUUCUUCUUGUGCUUGUCAUGAAUAAGAAUGACCAUCUGAAGUCAGAAACAGAUCAGGAUGGUUAAUUCCCUUCCGUUUCCUGGGAGCUAAUGGUUGCUAUUACUGUUUCGGGCAACUUUUAAUUGCGAAUAUUAGUACUACUAGUACACUAUUGUAUCUUAUCUUUUCCUUCUUUUCUCUGCUUUAGUUUGGCAGCGCCUUUGGCUUAUGGAAUAUACGCGGGGGGUAUUAUCUGUGUUCAAAA